UAUGAUAUCAGUAUAUCAGCACCUAUCCACGUAUAUAUCCCGUAGACUGAAGUAAGUACGUAUCAGAAUUUUAAAACGAAAAAAUGUUCAUGCUAGUCAAUGAAAGUUUCAACGUUAUUUGAUUAAAAAAAAAAAAAAAGAAAAAAAGAAAAAAAUAAGAGUGAAUCCGUGCGUUAUAUAUACAAAAAAUUAUCUCACGAUGAAUAAAAGAGUCUAUUGAUAUUUUUAUAUCGAAGCAUUGUAAUACACGAUAAAUUCAUAUUUUUAUUGACUAUUUUCUUUCUUUUAUCUUAUUCAACGUUUAAAAAUAUAAUUGAAAAGAAUUGUUGUUUGACAGAACUGAAGAUUUUAGAACUGAAUUUUUAAAAUAAAAUUUUAAGUAGGUAAUAAAUAUAUCAUAAACGUGUUCUAUAAAAAAAUCAGAAACAUUAUAGCAAUUAAUAUUUUUUGAAGAUAUGAAGAAAACGAUAGAUAUAUAUUUUAUAUGAAAGUAUAGAAUAUAAAAAUGAUAAAUAGAAGGACAAUUUUAAUAAUAAGAGGGUUAGUUGAUUACGUGAUUCUGAAGUUAUUCAGUUAUAAAACAUGAAAAUAGUGAUGUAUACAAUAAUCGUAUAAAAAUAACUAUUACAAACUCUAUUAAUUCUCGAUUCACCAUGUGAAAGACAAUAGUGCAAUAAUACUUUACCAGUGAAUAACUUUAUUACCAUCAUAAGAAUAGAUUACGCAUCAUUUCAUCGCUAUAAUAAUCAUCGAAAUAUUGCCGAGGAAUGAUGAUAGUGUUCUGUCACAGGUAAUGCUAUACGUAAUAUCUAAAUAUAAAAUCAAGAUUUGAAAUUUAUAUUAUUUUAUAUUACUCAUUAUUUAUUAAAUAAAUUGUGCAAAUAUAAAUAUCAUAAUGACAAAUAGUUCAAAAUGUUUAGGAUAUCAUAAUAAUAUAAAUAAAGAAUAUUUAACAGAUGGAAAUGAUAGCCAUCAUGCUCCAUCAGAUCAUACAAUAUCUGAAUAUGUUGUAUCUGCUGAUCAUAUUGCAAUGGUAAAAUCAAUGAAAAAAAAUCAUCCAGAAAAAGAAGAAGGAAGACAUUCACAAAAUAUACAUAACAGCCGUGGUUCAAUAUUAUCAGGAUCUUCAAGACACAGUCUUCAUCCUCUUAGAAAAAGUACUUCACAUAGUAGCAUAUAUGACAAUGGCUCAGAUAUAUAUGUUACAAGUGCUGCAUAUAGAGCAACUUCAGAUAUAAGCCAUAUAUCGCAUCACAGUCUAACACCAAGUUCAAGAUUAGGACAUCGUGCACCUAGUCAUUAUAGUUAUGGUUCUACAAAAUCUCACACAUCCAGAAAAGAUGGUAUUAUUAUAGAAACUAUGUCAACACCCAAUCCUUUUUGUCCAAAUACUAAAGGAAUUUGCUGUCUCAUGUUACUUCUUAAUCUUGGUUUGAUUCUUGUUACAUUAGGUUUUGUUAUAGUCAUUCAAUUUUUUCAACCAUUGAUAGUUUGGAUUUUGGGAAUAGUAUUUCUUGUAUUUGGAUUCUUAACAUUAAUAGGAAGUCUUAUAUAUUGUGUACAUGUAUUUCGAAAUGCAAAACAUCCACAUGAUAUUAAUCCAGAAGAUUUUUAUUGGACAAAAUAUUGGCAAGGACAUGUAGGAUCCACACCUGAAGUAUAUUAUAAAGCAGAAGAUAAAUAUCAUGAUGAUGAAUAUAGUGAUCGUUUAAGCAAAUAUUCAUGUAAAUAUUAUGAUAAACAAAGAUAUUGAAAACAAUAUAUAUAUAUAUAUAUAUAUAUAUAUAAUGUAAAUGUGUUUAUAUAAUACUGUAUACAUAAUUCAUAUGAAUUUCAAAACAAAGAAUGUAUAUUUUAUAUAUAUAUAUAUUAUAUUAACAUAUUGAAAAUUUAGUUAUAUGUAUAGAAUAGUAAUUAUUAUUUAUUUUAUAUACACAUUAUAAAUUUAUAUGAUUUAUAUCAUUAUUUUAAAAACCAUAUUUUUAAAAUCAUAUCCCAGCAAUUUUUUAUUCCGCACAAAAUAAUAAAAAUAAAAAAAAUGUAAAUUAAAUUAAAUUAUUACAUAUUUAAUUCAUAAUAAUUUAUUUGUAACAUAUAUAAAUUAUACAACUUCUACAUAUAUAAAUUAUACUUUUACCAAUA
This is a messenger RNA of Apis cerana (Asiatic honeybee), 2142 nucleotides long. RefSeq lists its product as uncharacterized. The record is from RefSeq and is a predicted model, not a curated record. Lineage: Eukaryota; Metazoa; Arthropoda; Insecta; Hymenoptera; Apidae.